CUUUGUAGUUGAUAGGCGUCUUGUCUUAGGUGCAAGUAACUUCUGUUUGGACGCCCUAGCUGCAUACCAUGGCUGGAAUUCUGGCGAAAACACUUGGGACGAGUGUUCUUAAUGGACUACAUAGUCGCGCUGUCAUAGGCCAAGCAUCCCAAGGAUUUCGUGCGUUGCUAUCAUCUGUGUCUGCUGCGGAUCAAAGCCCGUCGACACCUCGCAUGCCUGACUUUGCGCACACGCCAGCUCCUUACGAUGGCCCGUCAGCCGAGGAGGUGCUUGCGAUGCGAAAGCAACACCUUAGCCCUUCUCUAUUCCUCCAUUUCAAGAAGCCUGUCAUGAUCGUGGAAGGCAAAAUGCAAUACCUUUACGACGAACGCGGCCGGCGUUAUCUGGAUGCUUUUGCCGGAAUCGUGACGGUUAGCGUUGGGCACUGCCAUCCCGAGGUGGUGGAAGCCAUAAACCAUCAGAACCAGCUGCUGCAGCACACCACCACCAUCUACCUGAACAACCAAGUUGCCGAGUACGCCAAGGAGCUCGCGGACCGCAUGCCCGGCAACCUCAAGGUGGUGUACUUUGUAAACUCGGGCAGCGAGGCCAACGACCUGGCCAUCAUGCUGGCCCGCCUGCACACCCGCAACUGGGACAUCAUCUGCCUGCGCAACGCCUACCACGGCAUGAGCCUGGGAACAAUGGGCACAUGCGGGCAGCACACAUGGAAGCAACCCAUGCCGCAGGGUUUCGGCUACCACCACGCACUCAACCCCGACCCCUACCGCGGCGCCUUCGGGGACGACGGCCGCCGCUACGCCGCCGACGUGGCGGACCUGAUCGGCGCCGCCACCCCCGGGCGGGUGGCGGGGUUCAUUGCGGAGAGCAUCCAGGGGGUGGGCGGCACGGUGCCGCUGGCCUCGGGGUACCUGCCGGAGGUGUACAAGCUCAUCCGCCAGGCGGGUGGGCUGUGCAUCGCCGACGAGGUGCAGACGGGCUUCGGGCGCACCGGGCGGCACUACUGGGGCUUCCAGCGGCAGGGGGUGCUGCCUGACAUCGUGACCAUGGCCAAGGGCAUCGGCAACGGGCUGCCGCUGGCGGCGGUGGUGACCACCCCCGAGAUAGCGGCGGCCAUGUCGGGGCGCCUGCACUUCAACACCUACGGCGGCAACCCGGUGUGUUCCGCGGGCGGGCGGGCGGUGCUGCGGGUGGUGGACUCCGCGGGCCUGCAGGCGCACUGCGGGCGGGUGGGGGCGCGGCUGCUGGGGCGGCUGCGGGGGCUGGCGGAGAAGCACGACGUGAUCGGGGACGUGCGCGGGGAGGGGCUGAUGCUGGGGGUGGAGCUGGUGCGGGACAGGCGCACGAAGGAGCCCGCCCCCUCCGAGACCGCCGCCGUGAUGGAGUCCAUGAAGGAUCUGGGGGUGCUGAUGGGCAAGGGCGGGCUGGCGGGCAACGUGUUCCGCAUCAAGCCGCCCAUGUGCUUCACGGAGGGGGACGCGGACUUCCUGGCGGAGGUGAUGGACGAGGCGCUCAGCAGGCUGUGAGAGGGGGGGGGACCUGAACGCUGUUAGGGGGGAUUUGGUUAAAGACCAUACCAAACCAUAGGUUAGGGCGAGGCAAUGGGGAUACAGGAGGCGGCAGAGUGCCGCGAUACAAAGUGAAGGUUAGCGUUGAGGGGGGGAGGGGCGGGAGACCUAACCGCUGAGGGGGGGGGGGAAAUGCGGGCGGCCGGGAGGUGUGUGGGAUGAGAGAAGCGGUUGCCGGACCGGGUUCGGCUAUCGGAGGGUGUUCCCCUUUCUGAGUCAUGCUUGCACGAGUGAUCCUCCGCAUGUACACUACGUUAGCUGAGUCGCGGCUGCAGCGCGUCUCAACUGCGAUUUUGCUGUGAAACUUUCUGUUGUACCAUUUCCUGUUUGUUGUACGGUUCGGUUGCGGUUGCCAAGGCGAGAUCUGCAGGGGCGAAUGUACGAUACGUGCCGACGAGGGGGUACGCUGCGAUCGGAAGAGGGAACUCUCCAGGAGGGUUUGGUGGAAAGGCGGCGUUGAACAGAUUCUGUUAUAGGUUUUUUAUGGUUUCUUGCCCAGCGAGUGUGGGCAGCACAUCUGCCGACGCUACAUUCGAGGUAGCGGUGGGCCCUCCCUGUGUAACAUACGGA
Molecule: messenger RNA, 2138 nt
Organism: Astrephomene gubernaculifera
Lineage: Eukaryota; Viridiplantae; Chlorophyta; Chlorophyceae; Chlamydomonadales; Astrephomenaceae
Source: the annotation of a GenBank genome assembly